This is a messenger RNA of Eremomyces bilateralis CBS 781.70, 372 nucleotides long. RefSeq names its product glyoxalase/bleomycin resistance protein/dioxygenase. NCBI's taxonomy places the organism in Eukaryota, Fungi, Ascomycota, Dothideomycetes, Eremomycetales, Eremomycetaceae. The coding region runs from base 1 to 372 and encodes 123 amino acids. The record is from RefSeq and is a predicted model, not a curated record. The transcript has 2 exons.
AUGGCCAUCGACCACACCAGUAUCUCCGUCCCCAAGGCCCAGUAUGCGGAAGUCCUCGCUUUCUACGAGAAGGCCCUCGCCCCACUCGGAUACACCAAGAUGAUCGAAUACCCCUUCCACGUUGCCGGCCUGGGCGCGGGGAAACCCGACUUCUGGAUCACCGGCAAAGAUGGCGAGGCCGGCAUGACGAACCACACCGCCUUCACCGCCAAUGAUCAUGAGUGUGUCGACAAGUUCCACGCGGCUGCGGUUGCUGCGGGUGGGGUGGACAAUGGUGCGCCGGGUCCGCGUCCGCAGUAUCACGAGAAGUAUUACGGAGCGUUCGUCAAGGAUCCAGCGGGGAACAAUAUCGAGGCGGUCUCCCAUGCUUGA